Messenger RNA from Paramecium tetraurelia, 1482 nucleotides. RefSeq lists its product as uncharacterized. Lineage: Eukaryota; Ciliophora; Oligohymenophorea; Peniculida; Parameciidae. The transcript has 3 exons. Gene Ontology annotation, biological process: proteolysis. Gene Ontology annotation, molecular function: peptidase activity. The record is from RefSeq and is a predicted model, not a curated record.
AUGGAUUAAUAAUAGGGAAUUCCUGCAGAAUAAAUCAACUAAUUGGUAAAUAAGCAUUUUGAUGAUGCUUUACCAAAAUUCAUAGAGAUACUCAAGAUUCCAAGUCAAUCCAGAUUGUUCGACCCAGAAUACUUGACAAAUGGAUUGUUGUAAAAAACAGCAUAUGAAUUCAGAGACUAUGUGCUAGCAUCAAAUCUAAAGAAUGCCAAAGUAGAACUUUUAGAGGACGAAGGAUAUUCUCCAUUCCUAUUUGUUGAAGUCGACGGAUCUGAUGGUUAAGCUGAUGGUACAAUCUUAUUCUAUGGUCAUAUGGAUAAACAACCACCAUUCAAUGGUUGGAAAGAAGGAUUGGGUGCCUAUGAACCAAAAAUAGUGGAUGAUAAAUUAUAUGCUAGAGGAGGAGCAGAUGAUCAUUAUUCAAUCCUUGGAGCUGUCAUAGCCGUCAGAACAAUCUAAGAAUUGGGCUUGAAACAUCCAAGAAUCGUCAUGACCUUCGAAGCUGAUGAAGAAAGUGGAUCUGUACACAUUGAUCAUUACUUGGCAAAAUUGAAAGAAAGAAUAGGAGCAGUUGAUUUGGUUGUCUGCUUAGAUUCUGGAUGUGGUAACUAUGAAUAAUUAUGGAUUACUACAAGUUUGAGAGGUAUGGUAGGUGCAUGUGUCACUGUUCAAGUUUUAGAUGAAGGAGUUCAUUCAGGUGAUGCAUCAGGUGUCGUACCAUCAUCAUUUAGAAUUUAAAGACUCCUCUUAGAUAGAAUUGAUAAUCCUAAUACUGGAGAAGUCAUUGAUGAAUUCCAAGUCAAUAUUCCAGGAGAAAGAUAUUUACAAGCUUAAAAGGCAGCCGAAGUAUUAGGCAAGACCACUUUAUCCAAAUUCCCAUUCCAUGGCACAACUCAACCAACUACUUAGGAUUAUUUCAAAGCAUAUUUGAAUAGAAUCUGGAAAGCAUAACUCUCAGUUGUAGGAGCUGAUGGAUUACCUCAUGCCAAAACAGCAGGAAAUGUACUCAGACCUGAAACUACAUUGAAAUAUUCAUUAAGAUUGCCACCAACUAAGGAUCCAAAGGAGGCAGAAGCUGCAUUUGUCAAACUUUUAACUACUAAUGUUCCAUAUAAUGCUACAGUCAAAAUCACUGGAUUGGGAUCUGGCUCAGGAUUCAAUGCCCCAUUAAAUUAACCAUAUCUUGAUGAACUCAUCUAAAAUGCUUCCUAAUUGUACUACAAGAAGGAUGUAUAAACCUUAGGUGAAGGAGGUUCAAUUCCACUUAUGAAUACUCUUAAGGAAUAAUAUCCAAAAGCCUAAUUUAUAGUGACUGGAGUUUUGGGACCAAAUUCAAAUGCUCACGGACCAAAUGAGUUCUUGCAUAUUCCUUUUACCAAAAACUUGAUUAGUUGCAUUACCUACAUCGUAACUGGUCUCCAAGUCCAUUUAAAGAAAUGAUAUAUAAUCAAGACAUAUAAUAAUAGGAAAAUUAUUUAAAUAGGA